Parnassius apollo (apollo) is the source of this 387-nucleotide messenger RNA. NCBI's taxonomy places the organism in Eukaryota, Metazoa, Arthropoda, Insecta, Lepidoptera, Papilionidae. The record is from the annotation of a GenBank genome assembly.
AUGAAGUUGCUAAUUACGUCAAGACGCGGAACAGCGAGAUUUUUCGGACCAUUACAAAACUACAAAGCUACAAUGGCCGCUAUACAAUUUAUUCUACUUUUUGCAACAGUUUUUAUCACAUGUGAGGCUCAGAGACCGUUUUACGCUGGUCUUAGACCAAUUGGAUAUCCAUUAACGGCAUCCAAUGACAUCCUACUAAAUAGAUUUGGAGAGGACGAGCCAGCUCCGAUCGAAGCUAGAGGAGAUGGAAGCUUAAUUAACAGACUCAAUCAAAUGCCUAUCGAUAAUCGACCCUUUUGGUACCUUAACUGGCAGGCAUACGAUGCGUUAAGGAGUAGACCACAGACAUGGCCACAAAGACCGAAUAACUUUAUUAGCAGGUUUUGA